Molecule: messenger RNA, 1611 nt
Organism: Akanthomyces muscarius
Lineage: Eukaryota; Fungi; Ascomycota; Sordariomycetes; Hypocreales; Cordycipitaceae
Exons: 2
Coding region: 1-1611 (536 amino acids)
Biological process (GO): carbohydrate transport; transmembrane transport
Cellular component (GO): membrane
Molecular function (GO): carbohydrate:proton symporter activity
Source: RefSeq, a predicted model, not a curated record
AUGACUAUCCUAGCGCUGAAAGAAGACCGCCCGACACCAAAGGCCGUGUACAAUUGGCGUGUCUAUGUCUGUGCCGCGACCGCCUCCUUUGCGUCAUGCAUGAUUGGCUACGACUCGGCCUUCAUCGGCACGACGCUGGCGCUGCCGUCGUUUGUGUCCGAGUUCAAGUUUGCCGAGUACUCGCCCUCGCGGCUGGCGCUCCUCAAGCAAAACAUUGUGUCCGUCUACCAGGCGGGCGCCUUUUUUGGCAGUCUGGGCGCCUACUACUCCAGCUACGCCCUCGGCCGCCGCAAGACCCUUUUCCUCUUCGCCCUCAUCUUCAUGCUCGGCGCCGGCCUGAUGCUCGGCGCCAACGCCGAGCGCGGCCUGGGCCUCAUCCUCGCCGGCCGGGUGCUGGCAGGCGUGGGCGUGGGAGGUUGCUCCAACAUGACGCCCAUCUACAUUUCUGAGCUCGCACCGCCGGCGGUGCGUGGACGCCUCGUGGGCAUCUACGAGCUCGGCUGGCAGAUUGGCGGCCUCGUCGGCUUCUGGAUCAACUACGGCGUCAACCAGACCAUGGAGCCGAGCCACUCGCAAUGGCUGAUCCCCUUUGCGGUGCAGCUGAUCCCGGGUGGUCUGCUGCUUAUCGGAACGCUCUUCAUCCCAGAGUCGCCGCGAUGGCUGUUUUCCAAGGGCAGAAGGCAAGAGGCGAUCAAGGGCCUGUGCUGGAUGAGAAACCUAGAACCAACCGACAGGUAUAUUCGCGAAGAAAUCAGCUUCAUUGACGAAGAGCUCGAGCGCUUCAAUACCGAGGUUGGCCAGGGCUUCUGGCGCCCAUUCAAAGCAUUGAAGGAGCGAAGGAUUCAGUGGAGGUUUGCAAUCAGCACGCUAUUGUUCAUGUUCCAAAAUGCUUCCGGCAUCAAUGCAAUCAACUAUUACAGCCCUACCGUCUUCAAGAGCCUAGGCAUCACUGGUGCCAACACUAGCUUCCUCACGACUGGCAUCUUUGGCGUAGUCAAGACCGUCCUUACCAUCGUUUGGUUAUUGUUCCUCAUCGAUCACCUCGGCCGCCGCACGCUCCUCAUGAUCGGCGCUGUUGGUGGCUCGCUCUGCAUGUGGUUCAUCGGCGGCUACAUCAAAAUCUCGGGCGCCAGCGCCACCGCGGCGGCGGCAGGCGGCGGCAGCCUUUCCUCGGGCGGCAUUGCCGCCAUCUUCUUCUUCUAUCUCUGGACCGCAUUCUACACGCCGUCGUGGAACGGCACUCCGUGGGUCCUUUGCUCCGAGAUCUUUGACCAAAACACGCGCUCCCUGGGCCAGGCCAAUGCCUCUGCCAACAACUGGCUGUGGAACUUCAUGAUUGCGCGCUUCACCGAGCAAAUGUUCAACGCCUGGGGCUACGGAGUAUAUUUCUUCUUCGCGUCGCUCAUGCUCGUUUCUUGUGCUUUUACCUUUUUCUGCAUUCCGGAGACCAAGGGAAUUCCCCUUGAAGCCAUGGAUCGGUUGUUCCGCGAGAAGCCUGUUUGGCGUGCUCACGGCAAGGUCAUGUCGGAUCUUCACCGAGAGGGCCAAGACCGUGAGCCUACGCUCGAUGGCGUCGGGCCUGAAAAAGCUCAUAGCGAGGAAAUUGAGUAG